Pelobates fuscus (common spadefoot toad) is the source of this 1877-nucleotide messenger RNA. RefSeq names its product glucosylceramidase beta 1 (gene GBA1). The transcript is spliced from 12 exons. The record is from RefSeq and is a predicted model, not a curated record. Lineage: Eukaryota; Metazoa; Chordata; Amphibia; Anura; Pelobatidae. Gene Ontology annotation, molecular function: glucosylceramidase activity. Gene Ontology annotation, biological process: glucosylceramide catabolic process. The coding region runs from base 181 to 1755 and encodes 524 amino acids.
GUGAUCUCCGGCAUUCAAUCACAUGACCAGAAUGCCGGAAGUGGGGAAUGUCAGCAUUGUGUCCUAUCUGAUCUUCUGAGAAAAGCAUGAAGAACAAUCUUUGCACAUUGCGUUCGAAAAAGUCAAACUAAAUCACUGUAGAUAUUUAUAAGUUCUGGUGGUGAAUCGUAUUUUCCGAAGAUGCAGCCUCUUGCCUACCCUGCCAUGUUUCAGCUCAUCAUCAUAAAGUUGUUCUUCCUUUUCCCAAUGAUUUCAGGUGGACGUCCAUGUGUCCCGGUAAAUUUCGGCCAUGGGUCAGUGGUGUGCGUCUGCAAUGCUACUUAUUGUGACACCGUGGAUCCAUUUGUUCUCCCUGCCUUGGGCACCUUCAGCCAGUAUGAGAGUAGCCAGAGUGGCAAGCGCCUGGAUCUCAGCACUGGUGCUUUUAAGAAAAGAACCCCAUCCCCAUCAGAUCUUGUCCUAAACCUGAAUGAUGCCAAAAAGUAUCAGAACAUCAAAGGUUUCGGUGGAGCUAUGACCGAUUCAGCAUCUCUGAAUAUCCUUUCUCUGAGCUCUGGUGUCCAAGAAAAUCUCCUGAAAUCCUACUUCUCCGAGGAAGGUAUUGAAUACAACAUUUUACGUGUACCGAUGGCAAGUUGUGAUUUCUCUAUUCGUGUGUACACUUAUCUUGAUAAAGACAGCGAUUUCAAGCUGGACUCGUUCAGCCUGCAGGAGGAGGACAUCAAGCUGAAGAUUCCUGUAAUUCAGAAAGCAAGGGAAAUGUCCAAGAGGCCAAUAUCCCUCUUUGCCAGUCCUUGGACAUCGCCAGCAUGGAUGAAAACGAACAAUGCUACAAAUGGAAAAGGGAUCCUGAAAGGACAGCCUGGGGAUCAGUACCACAAGACGUGGGCCAACUAUUUUAUCAGGUUUUUGGAUGAAUAUGCAAAACACAAUGUUUCGUUUUGGGCCGUGACAGUGGAAAACGAGCCCACAGCCGGAAUGAUGACAGAUUACCCUUUCCAGUGUCUGGGAUUCACGCCGGAACACAUGAGGGAUUUUAUAUCCAGUGACCUUGGCCCUGCAUUCGCUAACAGCUCACACAAACAUGUCAAAAUGAUGAUUCUGGAUGAUAAUCGCCUUCUGCUUCCUUACUGGGCUAAAGUGAUCCUCUCUGAUGUCAAUGCUGCUCGAUACGUCCAUGGCAUUUCUGUUCACUGGUACCUUGAUGACCUCGUACCAGCCGAGAUCAGUCUUGGGGCAACUCACCGGCUCUACCCAGAAUACUUCCUAUUUGCCAGCGAAGCCUGCAAUGGGUUUUUGCCCUGGGAAAAAGGAGUGCGGCUGGGGUGCUGGCACCGGGGAAACAAAUACAGCUCCAGGAUAAUUGAGGACCUUAAUAACUAUGUGACAGGGUGGACAGACUGGAAUCUGGCCCUCGAUACUGAUGGUGGACCCACGUGGGUGGAAAAUUAUGUGGACAGCCCCAUUAUUGUAGACAUCACUAAGGAUGUGUUCUACAAGCAGCCGACCUUUUAUCAUAUGGGACAUUUCAGCAAGUUUAUUCCUGAGGGAUCGCAGCGUGUUGGGCUGGAUGUAAGUCAUGAAAAUCAGUUGGAAACUGUGGCUUUUCUGCGUCCUGAUAAUGCCGUCACUGUAGUCGUCCUUAAUGGAGGUUCACUGGAUGUGAAUUUUGUAAUUUCUGACCCAUUGCUCGGAGUUAUUGAUGCAACGUGUCCAGCAAACUCUAUUCAAACAUACAUCUGGAGGCGAGAGUGAAGGAGGGAGAGUAAGCGGUUUAACACAUUAUGAUCAACAGACAUUUCAAACAGUAAAUUAAUUGCAAUCAAGAGACUCUACUUUUAUACUUGCACUAACAAAAAAGUAAAUUUCUUAUAAUA